AUGGCUGUCGCCAGCGACAGUUCCGGCAUCGGCGCGUGCGAGAAGGGCGGGCUCUGGCCGGAAGCGCUGUCGUCGGUCGGGGCGCCCGGGGAAGGUCCGUUGGAGACGGAGGUCACGAGCGAUACCGCUGGCCUCGGCGCGCGCAAGAAGGGCGGCGAUCGACCGCCCUGCGAGUGCAGCGCCAGACGGAGCGCGAGGGGGGCGCGCCGUGGCCAGAGGCGCGGCCCCUGCCGAGGCAUCUCGGGGGAGCGCGCCACCCGCCCUCGGAGGGGGCCGGCCUGGCCGGCGUCUCCUGGCGGUCUCGUGGGCCGCGCUCGUUGUGACCCGGCUUUUUGCAGCAGAGAUGUGGAGUGA
Messenger RNA from Prorocentrum cordatum, 354 nucleotides. The record is from the annotation of a GenBank genome assembly. NCBI's taxonomy places the organism in Eukaryota, Dinophyceae, Prorocentrales, Prorocentraceae.